AGAAGACUGGGCACGCUUCUGGACGCGUGACGUCUACACUCACGUUUUGCUCAAGGCCCUCUGAUUACAGCAACUUCCCUGCUUUGAGGUCAUUUUUGAAGUAUCAACUGUUUCCCCUGUUAUGCAUGCACAUAACCUCGAAAUAAUGGUGUAGCACAUUUUUAACUAUCUCAAUUUAUCUUCAAGUCAUGUCACAAACGUCAAUGGGAUUCACGGAUCCCCAACAACAACAACAGCAGCAAGGGGCUCAGGUACAGUAACGUAGCUAGCUAACAGUAGCUAACCGCUAGUUAGCAUUCUGUGGAUUAGUUUGCUAACAAACGUUAGCUAGCUUGCCAAACAAAGUUAAUCCAAGCUAGCCACAACAGCACUUUUUAGUCGUUAACUCAAACAUGAGUAAUUAGCAAGUUAAUCAAGUAGUACUGUAGUAAUAAUAUCGGCGAUAACGCUAUUAUGUGAGGGAAAGGUAUUUUUCUAUCUAACUGCUAAAGUUAACAUUUCAACCUCUCCAGUCUCCACUCACUACAGUAGACGACUGGCGUGUAUGUAGUGCAGUGGAAAAGCAGAACACGGCAGAGUUUACUUUAAUCUGCUAUGUAUAUGAUAUCUAGGUAAUUAAAAUAUCUACAUUUCUGUACGCUGUUGAACAGGGUCAAGUUGGGGCACCCUACAUUCCCACGGAGGAGGAGAAGAGAGUGUUUCGGGAAUGCAACCAAGAGAGCUUCUGGUACAGAUGUAAGUCAUGCUACAACAUAAGGUUGUGUUCCAAAUAGCACCCUAUUCCCAAGCCCUUGAUCAUGACUCUGAUUCAUUACAUUACACAUAAGUCAUUGGACGAAGGCGUCUUCUGUACGGGGAGUUUUAAGAGCCUUGACGCUUGGUCUAAAUAUUAACAUGCAUCGCUUGCAGUAUGGAUUUGGAAGCAUAAAAGCCAAUUUAUGCUUGUUCUGGCAAUGCAAUGUGGAGGUUCCAUGCCUCCGGAGGCUUGCGGAGGCCAAAUCGAGCUCCGUACUGCAUCGCCCUGCGCCUCCAAAAUGUUGUAACAAUGCAGAGGGCUCCGUAUUAGAGCUCUGCUACCCGACCCGACGUGCACCGACAUUACAAAUGGGGUUAAGGCUGGGUAUCAUUAAAUGUAUCACUAACAUUUUGAAGCUGAGCCAUUUGCUCGUUCUCUGUUGCACAGUACAGUCAUAUGACUAAAAGGCUCUGCAUGGCCAAUCUGACGUCUGCAUUGGCCGUGCAGCAUUUACGGCCUCUGCAGAAGUCAGGGCAUUCAUACUUCUUAAGCUAUGCGGCGCAGAGCUGUUGUGAAGGAAGCGUUUGUUUAUACAGUAACUCACGCCCCCACCUACUGUCAACCAAACAUAUCAAUGCAGAGCUAUACGGCACUCGCCGCAUUGUUACAAAAUUUGGGAGGCACAUAGCGAUGCGGUACGGCGCUCAAUUUGGCCUCUGUAUGCCUCGAGGCUCCGCAAUUGCAUCACACCCUCCAUACUCAGCCUCCGACCACAUUGACGGAUCAAGCAUACAUUUGCUUUAAGAACAUAACAUGGUGUCAGAAGUGCUUAAACCGUCCAAUAUACUGAACAAAAAUAUAAAUGCAACAAUUUCAAUGAUUUUGCUGAGUUACAGUUUAUAUAAGGAAAUAAGUCAAUUAAAAUAAAUUCAUUAGGCCCUAAUCUAUGGAUUUCACAUGACAUAGGCCCACCCAAUUGGAAGCCAGGCCCAGCCAAUCAGAAUGAGUUUUUCCCCACAAAAUGGCUUUAUCCUGGGCUGGCGUGGUUACAUGUGGUCUGUUGGACGUACUGCCAAAUUCACUAAAACGACGUUGGAGGUGGUUUAUGGUAGAGAUGAACAUUACAUCUCUGUCAUAAACUCUGGGGGACAUUCCUGCAGUCAGCAUGCCAAUUGCAUGCUCCCUCAACUUGAGACAUCGUGUUGUGUGACAAAACUGCACAUUUUAGUGGCCUUUUAUUGUCCCCAGCACAAGGCGCAUCUGUGUAAUGAUCAUGCUGUUUAUUCAGCUUCUUGAUAUGCCACACCCAGGCGGAUGGAUUAUCUUGGCAAAGGAUAAAAUGCUCACUAACAGGGAUGUUAACAAAUUUGUGCACCAAAUUUGAGAGAAACAAAGCAGAGCCAGCGAUACUUUUUAAGGAGAUGGGAAUCGUAUUAACGUCCAUCGUGUACGUUGCCCAUGCAAUGUCAAUGGGCCGCGCGGUGCAUUCUGGGUGAUUCUGUGACAAGGAGAGCUCUCCUUCAAGGAGUGAAUUGGCGUCAAUUAGGCGCUUGCUCAAAAACCUAACAUUAGCAAUAAUUUCUUCAACAAGAAGUACAACAUUACAAAUAUUUUCCAAGAUGUGAAAUAAUUAACCUGCGAUCUGUUUUAUUGUAUAGCUUUGGAAUUGUGACGUUACGUACUUUCGAGGAAAAUAGACAGUUCUCAACUCAUACCCUGACUUUGAGAAGGGAUUAUGUGACGAUUAUUUUAGCAACCGAGUGACGCAACAUGACAACGUGAACGUGAUUUGUCAACAUUCUGCUGUGUAGGGCGUUAUGCGUUCUUUCAUUCAUUGCUCAAUGGGAUUCCUAUCUCCUCCUUUCUCUAACAUCUCUGGCAGAGCAGCCCAAGCAGAGCGAUCGAGUGACAGACAGACACAGAGGACGUUCUUUCUGAUUUCGGGUUUUGGGCAGGGCCUUAAAUUUGGCAAAAGCAAUCGGGCCUGUGUAGGGUAGGGCCUGAACGUCGCCGGCAUGGGUAUGGCUCAAAAUUAAUGCCUGUGCAGGGCUCUACUCCUAAUAGCGCCUUAUAGCUCUGCAUUGACAUGAUUGGUUGAUGGUAGGUGGGGGCGGGAGGACCUGUAUAAACACAAACUCACUUCCUUGAGAACAGCUCUGCUCCGCGAAGCGCAAGAAGUAUGAAUGCGCUGACUUCUGGAGGCCGCAUCGCAGUAAAUGCUUUACGGCCACUGCAGAUGUCGGAUUGACCAUGCAGAGCCGUUAACGCCUCAAGCCUCGUUCACAUUACCCAUAAGUACUCAGAUGUCAUGCAUUUCAAUGGAGACGUCCACAAGGGCGUGAAAGUGCAAUGCCCUCUUGUGGUUGAAGGCUCCGUUGCGAGACAGACACCGCAUACUUGGACAUUUUUCUAACUGCCUCGGAAGUUACCAAAACAGAGAGAUGAAAAAUGUGGUUUUCGGUGAUGGCUUUAUGGGAUAGCUAGCAACUUGUAAACAAUUACCCAUUCCAAUAAGUGAGUACUAUUUGAAUAGUAAUGUUAAAUAAUACACAUUGGCUUUUAAGUUAAUUAUGACUGUUGCCUCCGGUUUAAGUUUAUUGUGAUGGUAAUGAUGUUUGUUUUGGAUGAUAAUUGUUAGGUGGAGGUUGGUAGCUACAAUGGUAUGUUCAACCUAGCCUAACUUUUAGGUAGCUAGCUGCUCUGCAGUGCAAGCUGGCUUGACUUAGAGAAACAAGUUGAGGAAAAAGUAACUAAACAUGUUUUAUCACCUGAAACAACAAUAUUUAUCCUGUCUCGAAUGAAAAGGUCAUAUUUUGCAAUCUCCCUAAAUAAAUGUAAUAUCUGACGAGAAACAGGCUCUCCUCCAUCUCAAACAUCUGUUUUAUUACUUGUCCGUUCAGUAGCGGGGCAAGACUCCGUGAAGAUGACUUACGGUGUAAUGAAAUGCAUCACGAUGUGAACGGACCAACUUUUUAUUAGCAUUAGACCAGAACCAUGAUACUGUUUGACGUAUAAGUUUCAAAAUUAGUCAUGAAGAUUAGGCUAUUUUGUAGUUUUACAUGAUGCCCCGUUCACACAAAAAAAUAACAUUCCAAAUCCAUUGCCUUCACAAAAAGGUACAAAAACAAUUAUAUUAUUAUUAUUAAAACAAAUAACCAUAGUUUUCAAACCACUCAACAUAUAGGUCACUGAAAGUACAAUUCCAGCUCAUCACUACAGAAUUAAGCCAACAGUUAAUUUUUCAGCGCUAAUGUUAGAUGUGCCGCACUAGGCUGCGGUGCGUUCUGUAUCGCAUGCGUUCAAUAUUUUCUACGAAAGUACAUACAGACACCAACUAGCUAGCUUUUAGUGAGUUGAAAAGCGAAGCACGUGCGUCAAGUUUGGAAAAUAUCCGGUAAAACAAAACGUAUAUGCAUCUUGUGGACACCGGGCAUGACAUGCUUAUCAGACCACGUUGCAAAAUAAAUGUACACAUUAUUCAGUCAACUGCUCGCGGGCGUCUGCGUUGCCAGGUGCUAAAGUACAUUUACAUGUACAUUUUCGGCAUUUAGCAGACGCUCUUAUCCAGAGCGACUUACAAAUUGGUGCAUUCACCUUAUGAUAGCCAAUGGGACAACCACUUAACAAUAGUUUUUUUUUUUUUUGGGGGGGGGGGGGUAGAAGGAUUACUUUAUCCUAUCCCAGGUAUUCCUUAAAGAGGUGGGGUUUUAAGUGUCUUCGGAAGGUGGUGAGUGACUCCGCUGUCCUGGCGUCGUGAGGGAGCUUGUUCCACCAUUGGGGUGCCAGAGCAGCGAACAGUUUUGACUGGGCUGAGCGGGAACUGUGCUUCCGCAGAGGUAAGGGAGCCAGCAGGCCAGAGGUGGAUGAACGUAGUGCCCUCGUUUGGGUGUAGGGACUGAUCAGAGCCUGAAGGAACGGAGGUGCCGUUCCCCUCACAGCUCCGUAAGCAAGCACCAUGGUCUUGUAGCAGAUGCGAGCUUGAACUGGAAGCCAGUGGAGUGUGCGGAGGAGCGGGGUGACGUGAGAGAACUUGGGAAGGUUGAACACCAGAUGGGCUGCAGCGUUCUGGAUGAGUUGUAGGGGUUUAAUGGCACAGGCAGGGAGCCCGGCCAACAGCGAGUUACAGUAAUCCAGACGGGAGAUGACAAGUGCCUGGAUUAGGACCUGUGCUGCUUCCUGUGUAAGGCAGGGUCGUACUCUGCGAAUGUUGUAGAGCAUGAACCUACAGGAUCGGGUCACCGCCUUGAUGUUAGCGGAAAACGACAGGGUGUUGACCAGGGUCACGCCAAGGCUCUUUGCACUCUGGGAGGAGGACACAACGGAGUUGUCAACCGUGAUGGCAAGAUCAUGGAACGGGCAGUCCUUCCCCGGGAGGAAGAGCAGCUCUGUCUUGCCGAGGUUCAGCUUGAGGUGGUGAUCCGACAUCCACACUGAUAUGUCUGCCAGACAUGCAGAGAUGCGAUUCGCUACCUGGUUAUCAGAAGGGGGAAAGGAGAAGAUUAAUUGUGUGUCGUCUGUGUAGCAAUGAUAGGAAAGGCCACGUGAGGAUAUGACAGAGCCAAGUUACUUGGUGUAUAGCGAGAAUAGGAGAGGGCAUAGAACUUAGCCCUGGGAGACACCAGUGGUGAGAGCACGUGGUGCGGAGACAGAUUCUCGCCACGCCACCUGGUAGGAGCGACCUGUCAGGUAGGACGCAAUCCAAGAGUGAGCCGCACCGGAGAUGCCCAACUCGGAGAGGGUGGAGAGGAGGAUCUGAUGGUUCACAGUAUCAAGAACGUGGUUCUAUUUUAGAUGCUUAAUGCGCUGCAAGUCCUGGCUCUCCCAUCUACUCAUGGUUUUUCGAGCAUAUAGCCACAUGUGUGAUUGAAAGAUGAAUGAGGUCCACACUACAGUUGGUGGCGGUAAUGCAUAUAAAGAAGAAUGAACGAGGAGAGAGUCAUCAAAGAAAACAAAAAAACUAAUUAGGUUUCUCCUUUUAACUCUGGAUUAAUUGUUGGAGUAGCGAACACACGAUUUUGUGCGACUCAAAAUGGGUCAGAAUUCUACAAAGAUCCAGCAAAAAAAGGACCAUAGGCAUUUCAGGUAAAAUAACAACCCAAUGUGUAUAUCUCAGGACAAAUUAGCUAGCAACAGCAAGCUAGCUAAAUAUCAUUGAAUGUUAAAUGUCUUCCCAAAUUAAUAUAGUUUGUUCACGGUUGGAUUUGUUAUUUCAACCUGCGUGUCAUUAACGCUUCUGGUGAGGAUAGACAAAAUCAACAUGCGCAUGAUGGUGGACGCACGCGCGGAGCCGGUUUGGUCAUCAUGUCGUUUAUAUCAGCGAGAAAUAAUUUUAAAAAACCAAAAGGUUAAAAUGAAGCACACCUUUUUAUAGGGUUAGGGGGCGCUUGUUUACGGAAAACAGACGGAAGGCAGAGUGGACUACCUAUGCUAAUUUAGCUAUCUGCGUCUCCGAAUACGGAAGAUGGACGCCACAAACGUGUUGUCCCUGAAAAGUACUGUGUGUGCAACUUAAAACCGGUUAAAACAGUGUACAGUAAGUGUGUAUUUUGCAUUUGUGUAAUUAUUUUGAUGUGAUAUGAAAGUAGAGGGAUUUAUGUUUCUAGAACCGUACUGCAAUUGAUAAUCGAUUCACGUUUAGAUGGAGCAUUUGGCUGUUUUGGCUUCCAGAGCAAAUUUGCCCAGUAAAAAUAACAUGUAAGGUCCUUGGACUAUAAGGAGUAACGUUAGGCUCCUUUACUCCAAUAUUGGGCUACAUAUUCCUUAUGUUAUAGCCCUAUGGGCCUUGGUCAGAAGGAGCACUUGCACUAUAAAGGGAACAUGGUGCCAUUUGUGAGGCAUACCUGGGGUGUAUUCAUUAUGCUGAUUCUGUUGCAAAACAUUUCUUAAACAGAAGCAAACGGGGAGGGACUUAGAUUAAUUUCUCCAAUAGAAACUCUUGUUUUAGUGUCAAAUUGUUUGGGCUAAUGUUUACACCCAGAGGUUAAAUUGGGCCGGGUCCCGCCGUGUCUGAGACACAACACCUAUGAUCCAAAUGAGAGCCAGGUGGAGCUGAGACCAGGUACCUUUCAAUAUUUGAAUUAUGUCCACAUUUUAUUUUCUACAGCCAACAGCACGAGUAAGCAACAGCAAAAUCAGACAACCCCAUAGUAGAAUGGUUUACCUAUUUAAUUGUUCAGCAUGUCGCAUUCUAUGCGAGAAAAUAAUAUUCCUCUCAAGGCGCAUUCAAAUUACGAAUGCCUUACAGGGAGAGAUGUGCAUGCCCAGUCAUUGUAGCCUACAACAUUCUUAUUGCAGUUGCGGGAAAACACACCUUUGAAAGCAGUCUUGAUGGCCACUGUUAAAAGAGGAUCACUGAGUUUUCUAGUGUUACUAGGCUACACUUAUUUUGUAGACAAUAAAGCUGAACGUUGAAUGUUGUAGGUAUUCCGCCAUGAUUACAAGUUUAGACUAAUUUACCAAUAAAACAAUUGUUAGCUGACAUGGCUAAUUGAGUGACUGUCAGUGACUGACAUAAGAGAAAAACGGCUGUUGCACAACCAGAUUUUGAAAUUGCAUGUUGUGCAUUCUACUACUCUAUCUAGCUCCUAAUAUAUACAUACAUACAGUGGGGAGAACAAGUAUUUGAUACACUGCCAAUUUUGCAGGUUUUCCUACUUACAAAGCAUGUAGAGGUCUGUAAUUUUUAUCAUAGGUACACUUCAACUGUGAGAGACGGAAUCUAAAACAAAAAUCCAGAAAAUCACAUUGUAUAAUUUUUAAGUAAUUAAUUUGCAUUUUAUUGCAUGACAUAAGUAUUUGAUCACCUACCAACCAGUAAGAAUUCUGGCUCUCACAGACCUGUUAGUUUUUCUUUAAGAAGCCCUCCUGUUCUCCACUCAUUACCUGUAUUAACUGCACCUGUUUGAACUCGUUACCUGUAUAAAAGACACCUGUCCACACACUCAAUCAAACAGACUCCAACCUCUCCACAAUGGCCAAGACCAGAGAGCUGUGUAAGGACAUCAGGGAUACAAUUGUAGACCUGCACAAGGCUGGGAUGGGCUACAGGACAAUAGGCAAGCAGCUUGGUGAGAAGGCAAUAACUGUUGGCGCAAUUAUUAGAAAAUGGAAGAAGUUCAAGAUGACGGUCAAUCACCCUCGGUCUGGGGCUCCAUGCAAGAUCUCACCUCGUGGGGCAUCAAUGAUCAUGAGGAAGGUGAGAGAUCAGCCCAGAACUACACGGCAGGACCUGGUCAAUGACCUGAAGAGAGCUGGGACCACAGUCUCAAAGAAAACCAUUAGUAACACACUACGCCGUCAUGGAUUAAAAUCCUGCAGCGCACGCAAGGUCCCCCUGCUCAAGCCAGCUGAAGUUUGCCAAUGACCAUCUGGAUGAUCCAUAGAAGGAAUGGGAGAAGGUGAUGUGGUAUGAUGAGACAAAAAUAGAGCUUUUUGGUCUAAACUCCACUCGCCGUGUUUGGAGGAAGAAGAAGGAUAAGUACAACCCCAAGAACACCAUCCCAACCGUGAAGCAUGGAGGUGGAAACAUCAUUCUUUGGGGAUGCUUUUCUGCAAAGGGGACAGGACGACUGCACCGUAUUGAGGGGAGGAUGGAUGGGGCCAUGUAUCGCGAGAUCUUGGCCAACAACCUCCUUCCCUCAGUAAGAGCAUUGAAGAUGAGUCGUUGCUGGGUCGUCCAGCAUGACAACGACCCGAAACACACAGCCAGGGCAACUAAGGAGUGGCUCCGUAAGAAGCAAUAAAAUGCAAAUUAAUUACUUAAAAAUCAUACAAUGUGAUUUUCUGGAUUUUUGUUUUAGAUUCCGUCUCUCACAGUUAAUGUGUACCUACGAUAAAAAUUACAGACCUCUACAUGCUUUGUAAGUAGGAAAACCUGCAAAAUCGGCAGUGUAUCAAAUACUUGUUCUCCCCACUGUACAUACACGCACGUAUUUGGACACACCUUCAAAUGAGUGGAUUCGCUAUUUCAACCACACCCGUUGCCGACGUGUAGAAAAUCGAGCACACCGCCAUGCAAUCUCCAUAGACAAACAUUGGCAGUAGAAUGGCCUUACUGAAGAGCUCAGUGACUUUCAACGUGGCACCGUCAUAGGAUGCCACCUUUCCAACAAGUCAGUUCGUCAAAUUUCUGCCCUUCUAGAACUGCCCCGGGCAACUGUAAGUGCUGUUAUUGUGAAGUGUGAACGUCUAGGAGCAACAACAGCUCAGCCGCCAAGUGGUAGGCCACACAAGCUUACAGAACGGGACCGCCGAGUGCUGAAGCGUGAAAAAACGCCUGUCUUCGGUUGCAACACUCACUACCGAGUUCCAAACUGCCUCUGGAAGCAACGUCAGCACAAUAACUGUUAGUCGGGAGCUUCAUGAAAUGGGUUUCCAUGGCCAGGAAGCCGCACACAAACCUAAUCUGGGUUUGGCGGCUGCCAGGAGAAUGCUACCUGCCCCAAUGCAUAGUGCCAACUGUAAGGUUUGGUGGAGAAUAAAUAAUGGUCUGGGGCUAUUUGUCAUGGUUCGGGCUAGGCCCCUUAGUUCCCGUGAAGGGAAAUCUUAACGCUACCGCAUACAAUGACAUUCUCUAGACCAUGCCUCUAUUCCUCUCUAGAUUUCUCUUUUACUGAAGUUUAUAGCUGCUGAAGUGUUGUGGGCAUGCGUUGUUGAAAUAAAGAGUUAUAAGGAUGGAUCGAUUCUGAAUGCACUAAUGACAACAUUUAUUCACAGCCCUUCCAUUAACUGCUGUGGCAGUGUCUGUAGCUCAAGCACUCGUUAUGAAAGGUACGUUUAAUGUUAAGUCCAUUGAAAUUGUAAUUAAAAUAUCAGCCUCUAAUGCCUUUCAUUGGAUUUUACUUUACUUUCUAUCUCUCCCUUUCAGGAGUCCUUGCACCCUCACCACGAUUUGGUUCCCUGCCUAAAGUAGCUAGUAAGUGAAGGCUGAAUAUGAGGCUUGUCAGUGUCCUGCUGGAAUUCAAAAUGUAAAUGUACCAUUGUCAUGUCUUGGGAAUAUUCAUUUUUGUGUGUGCGUGGUGUCUAUUUUCAGUUGCUGGUCUGUUUGGGUACAUUGGCGGGAAGAUCUCCUACACAAAGAUAUGUCAGGAGAAGUUCAAAAAUCUGGAGAAUUCCCCAUUGGGUGACGCCCUAAGACAAGGACAACGUCAUAUCCCUCAACAGUCAGUAUUGCAUCUAAUCCCCCUCCCCCAUUGUGGUAACUGGUUAUUGUUUUGACAUCUUACCAAGUUACAUUUUCAUUGGAACCAGGUUUGCUCCUAAGAACCAGUCAGAGUUGGGAGAUCCUAACCAGGCUUAUUUUGAACAAGCCUCCCAGUCAGUGGCGGAACCUCGCGCUCAAGCAGACUCAUUCAGCUACCCUAGUGACUUCUCCUAUAGUGAUCAGGCUGCUCUUUUGAGCCCUCCCAUCAGUGAGUCUGGCCCCACAGGAGCUGCAGCUGAUGUUAACCAACCAGGUAUGGACAUCAGGAUUAGCAUGUUGUGGUUACAGACAUGGCUAAUGCUCUCUCACUCAUCCUUGUUUUAUUCACAGAACUGUCUUCAAGCUGAAUGUAAUUUAGUUGAAGUAGAGAGAACAUUUGGGAACAUUAUCUCACUUUUGAAUCAACAGAUUUUGUAUUGGCCCUGGCCAGACACCUUGAAUGGCAGUUUGCUCUGAAAGGUUUCCUCCCCUCACUGCCUUUUUAGUCCCUCCUUACUUGGAUGAUGAGACUCCCAAAAAGAGACCAAUCCUGUACGAGGACCUACGAAGCAGAAACCGAGAGAACUACGAGGUUACCCUGACCCAAAAGGCAGACACUUUGCUCAAGUCCCCGGCUGAAACACCUGUUCUGAAGAGAGAUGGUGACUCAUUCCCCACAGUGAUCUGUUAUUGGGGCUAUUUACAUAUGGGGCUUACAAUGGUGAUAUGACCUGUCUAUAUAGGUUAUUCAGUGUGUCAACAGUGCUCACAUACUCAGUGUCUUUGGCCAUAGCAGGGGGUCUGUAUCAAGGAACAUGCUAAGAUACGCUAACAUUUGCUUUUUAGAUUGUAGCAAUAAUUAGCAGUGUAGCCUUUUAUAAUUGUUGAAUUAAACAAACACAUUAUUCCGGGUGCGUUAGUGAACUACAUUGCAUAGACAUGUCUGAUUUUUUUGUAUGGUUAUUUUGUCUCCACAGUGAAAAAGAACCAAUAUGGAGAUGCAUGGGACGAGUGAAGAGUGUGCUUCAGGAGCCGGUGAUCAGCUGCAGUACCAGGAGAAGAGGGCACAUGUAGUAUACACAAGACCUCUGCUAUUUCUGCAAUCAUGCCAUAGAAAUCUGAAGAACACAUACAGUACGUUCCCAAAGUGAUCAAUGUCAAAUCAUAUAUUGUCAAAAGGUUAACAUGAAUAGCAGCUUUCUAGAAUUGUCCAAUUCAAUUGAAUACAGCCAACAAGCUUACCAAUAGCCUGUGUUUCAGUGGAGGCUUCUGAGGGGAGGGUGGCUCAUAAUAAUGGCUGGAAUGGAGUCAAUGGAAU
Molecule: messenger RNA, 11235 nt
Organism: Coregonus sp. 'balchen'
Lineage: Eukaryota; Metazoa; Chordata; Actinopteri; Salmoniformes; Salmonidae
Source: the annotation of a GenBank genome assembly